AUGAAAUCGGUAAAAGAAGAAAGAAGUAAAUCCGAUAAAUUUGUCAUCAUUAGUUCAGAUCUGUCACAUCAUGUUAAGCCACAUAAUGUUCCAUGCUCGCAACUAAUCGUAUUUGGUGACGAUUUCACUGAUGAUGGUAUCGAAUUUAACACACAUUCACAUGGUUUUACAAGAAAUUCAAAUGGUCCGGUAUGGCCGGAAUAUUUAAAUCGAAUGCUUGAAUGUGAUGAAUAUAUAAAUUAUGCAUACAGUGGAGCACGGAGUGGCUACAACAAUAUGUUUUUCUCAGAUUGGUCAGGAAUAUUAUGGCAGAUCGAAUAUCAUUUCAUGAAUCGACGCAUUCUGCCAAAAGAUCCCUUGAUCAUUUUACAAGUAGGUGGAUUAUCGGAGUUAAUGCUGCAACAAAAGGACAUCAAUGAAUCGAAUAACGCUGAUGAGAUGAUUAUUCAGAAUAUAGCACGUGCUGUAUUGGGUCUAAUCAAUACCAUGGAUAAUGGUAUUAUAAUAAUUAUGAAUAUGAUUGAUCCAUUUGAAGCACCAGGUUAUGCGAUAUUUGCCUCAAAUGGGAAUGAUAACUUGGAUAUAUCUUCCAAGGUUUCGCAUAUCAAUUCGAAACUUUGGAGGUUGAUGACAAUCAAAGGUCACGAAAAUCGACAAGUUAGGCUGUUCGAUUUGAACGCAGCCAUUGUUGAUGCCACAAGAGGGUUGAAUACAAAUGAACCAUUCACGUACCAACAAAGUAAUAUGACAUCACUUAAGGUAUUCGACUAUGCUUAUCACAAUCAGUGGUAUCCAUCAACAUUGGUGCAUCAUAAAAUUGCGCAAAAAUUAGUCAGAUUUCUGGAAGAUUUAUGA
Molecule: messenger RNA, 855 nt
Organism: Loa loa (African eye worm)
Lineage: Eukaryota; Metazoa; Nematoda; Chromadorea; Rhabditida; Onchocercidae
Exons: 7
Coding region: 1-855 (284 amino acids)
Source: RefSeq, a predicted model, not a curated record